AUGGAUCGGUACCAACGGGUCGAGAAGCCGCGGCCGGAGGCCGCCGCCAUCAGCGAGAACGAGAUCCGUAUCACCACACAGGGCCUCAUCCGCAACUACGUCACCUACGCCACCUCCCUCCUCCAGGAAAAAAGGGUGAAAGAAAUUGUGUUGAAGGCCAUGGGACAAGCUAUCAGCAAGACAGUGGCUAUUACCGAGAUCAUAAAGAAAAGGAUCCCUGGGUUGCAUCAAGAUACAACGAUCAGUUCAGUCAGUAUUACUGAUGUAUGGGAACCCAUUGAGGAAGGCCUUGUACCAUUGGAGAUGACUCGUCAUGUUUCAAUGAUCUCAAUCUCCUUGUCACCUAAGGAGCUCGACACAAAUUCACCCGGAUAUCAAGCUCCAUUGCAUGCAGAGCCACUUAAACCAAGGUACCAGCAAGUUCAGCGGUAUCAACAACAGCACCAGCCAAGACAAAAUCAAGGUCAAACAGAUUCAUAUGUACGUGGAAGAGGCAGAGGGAGAGGAAGGGGCUGGGGUGGUAGGGGAGGGUAUGGUGGAGGUUAUGGUGGGUAUGAUAAUAACCAAGGAGGUUAUGGUGGAUAUAGCAACCAGGGAGGAUACGGCCACAACCAAGGUGGGUAUGGCAAUCAUGGAGGUUACGGCCACAACCAAGGUGGGUAUGGCAACCAGGGAGGUUACGGCAAUCAGGGAGGGUAUGGCCAAAACCAAGGUGGCUAUGGAGGGGGUUAUGGUUAUGAUCAAGGUGGAUAUGGGGGAUAUGAUAAUGGUGGCUGGAAUUACAACCAGAACAGAGGCCGUGGUGGCGGUGGGCGAGGAAGAGGCAACUGGGGAUACAGUGGUCCAGGAUACGAGCGCGGUGGCCGAGGUGCAGGCGGCCCAGGUGGCCCAGGCGGCAGGGGCUACGUGCGGGGCCGUGGUCGGAUGGGCCCUGGCCGCGGGCGCGGGAACCAGAACUAUUAG
This is a messenger RNA of Triticum turgidum subsp. durum (durum wheat), 963 nucleotides long. The record is from the annotation of a GenBank genome assembly. NCBI's taxonomy places the organism in Eukaryota, Viridiplantae, Streptophyta, Magnoliopsida, Poales, Poaceae.